UGCUUGUAAUUGAUGCAGAUCAGCACAAAGAAGCUUACCAAUCAUUAGCAUUGCUUGUAAUUGAAAGGAUUAGCUCGCUAUGUAACUCGCUGGCAAUUGCUAUAGACAUCUGUUCAUUCUACGACCAUGUGUUUUCUUCGGUAUUUCUAUCCACUAAUAGUCAUCCUUGUUAGUACUAGUAUAGAGAAGAGUGGAUCAAGUAAUGUUAUCAAUAUGAAGAAAGAAACAGACAAAAUGCCUGUCUUUGUAGGACCUAUACCAAAUGUUACCAUGGCAUUAGGAAGAGAUGCGAACAUCCCGUGUUUGGUAAACGAACUGGGAGCUUACAGAGCAGCUUGGAUUCGAGUGGAGACGAAGGCAAUCCUUACAAUUCAUCAACACGUGAUCACAAGAAACUACAGAAUCAGCCUCAGUCAUAGUGACAAUAGAAACUUUAUUCUUCACAUCAAAGAUGUGAAAGAGUCAGAUCGUGGAGGUUAUAUGUGUCAGAUCAACACGGUGCCCAUGAUAAGCCAAGUGGGAUACCUAGACGUCCUAGUUCCUCCAGACAUUAUUGUUGAUCAAAGCACUUCAGACAUCAUCACCAGAGAAGGGACAAAUGUCACGUUGAAAUGCAAAGCCAAAGGCUACCCAGAACCUAGUAUCUCAUGGCGACGGGAGGAUGAUGAACCAAUACCAUUAAUUCUGGGUAUCGGCAAGAAACUGAUAAGUUCGUCAUACGAAGGAGAAAGUUUAAACAUUACAAGGGUGACCCGAGUUCACAUGGGAGCUUACCUCUGUAUAGCUUCCAACGGAGUACCGCCUUCCGUUAGUAGAAGGGUUCUGCUUCACGUCCAAUUUCCUCCAGUUUUGUGGGUUCCUAACCAGUUGGUUGGUGCACACGUUGGGGAAAUAGCUUCCUUGGAUUGCCAUAGUGAGGCCUAUCCAGUUUCUAUAAAUUUUUGGAAGAAAACGGGAAGUGAAGUGAUUCUGUCUAACAAAAAGUUUGAAGUUUCAUCAAAAGAGAAGUCUUACAAAGUUCAUAUGAGGUUAUCCAUACGAAAUUUAGAAAAAGAAGAUUUUGGAACUUACAGUUGUUUUGCCAAAAAUUCGCUGGGUUCCACACAGGGUUCGAUUCGGCUCUAUGAGAUACCAGUGCCUACAUCAAUCUCCAAUCAUGAAGCAGGAAACUUUAAGCACAUGAAUGGUGAUUUCCUAAAGCACCAGAGCCGGGGAUCUGCAAAAUCUUCUAGGGGAUUCGGCUUGGAAAAGGAUCCACCUUCUGUGGAAGCCACGAUCGAGAAUUCAGCAGAAACCCGAAGGAGCAUGACUAGUUUAUUAACCAUUUGCUUUGUCAUUAUGAAUAUCUGUGUUUGUACUGUUAUCUGAAAACUCCUAGGGUUGUGUGAGAGAUUAUCUUUAAAUACUUUUAAUGUUCUGACGUUUAUUGUCCUACAUACUCACUAAAAUAUUUAUUAAACCAAAGAAAACAUUGUAUUCAGACAAUGUACAAAUCGCUGGGCAACAAGCGAAAUAUAACACACUUGAUAUUCGAAAACAAUCUGAAACGUACGUCUCUGACUGAUUACCAUUAGAAGAAAAAAAAAAA
This is a messenger RNA of Limulus polyphemus (Atlantic horseshoe crab), 1588 nucleotides long. RefSeq names its product lachesin-like. The transcript is spliced from 9 exons. The record is from RefSeq and is a predicted model, not a curated record. Gene Ontology annotation, cellular component: neuron projection. NCBI's taxonomy places the organism in Eukaryota, Metazoa, Arthropoda, Merostomata, Xiphosura, Limulidae. Bases 127 to 1368 code for a protein of 413 amino acids.